ACAGAGCUACAGUGGAGGGGAGAUGGUUGGGCUUUCCAGGUAAGCCAUGAUCAUAUGGUUGACUUCAACGUGUACGUAGUUUGCAGCCUUGUUAAUCAAAAAUCUGUGGAAGGUGAUCUGAGGUGGUGUUCCAACAAAGUCCAGGCCUGAUAACAGAGAGCUGAGCUUUUUAAUUAGUCAGUUGUGGGUUAUCUACAUUAUCUGUGUGGAGCAGGCUGUUAGUUAAAUAUUGAUUUAGCAGAGGAGCUGUGUUUUCUUCCUGUUCGACCUCUGACUGCAAACACUGUGCUGCAGGUGGUAGGGACGUGCUUGUUGAGUUUUCCUUGGUUUUAAUUUAGAGGUAGUUUAAUAUGAGGGGCAAGGAAUAUUAAUAUAAUAUUUAAACUUCAAACUAACAAACAAAAGACUAUUUUUCAAACCAAGUUCUAUCUAGUGGCACCAGACCUCUCUCAAGUCUGACCAAAGUCCAGUCAACGUGGUAAAAGACACAGGAGGCUCACACUGCUCCUGUUUCGCAUUUGGCUACACUUUACUCCGAUGAAGCAGAGCACCGGGGCUGGCUAUCACUUGUCAGCUGAAGAUCCUCUCUGCAAAUCCCCCGUGUGUCAGUCGUCUUUUGUGCUUUAUUGUCUACUGUGACCAUAUGGACAUUUGUUUGACAGAAGUCUGUGACCCUCAAACAGUUUGGCUCUGCUCAGUUACGUGGUGUCUGACCAGCCUAUUGAAACCGAGCAACCAGCAGAACGCUGCUUAAAGAGUCAUCUCUGUGGAUGGAGGAUGAACAUUAAUAUUCAUGAGCUGUUACUCAUUUACGCUGGUGAGAGUGGAGCUUUUGCAUGAGGAAUUGUUCCUUCCAGCUCCUGUGUUACUGUGAUAGUUGUGGUCAUCUGAGGUACCCGUGUACCUGCACGCCUCCCCUUCUCCCUUCAGCGGCAGCUCAGGGACGUGGGGCUGCACAAGUCUUGGGUGGUCUGCAUAAGAGAGAAGCCAUACGAAAUCUGUCAUCUUGUGCACACUGCCAUUCCCAGGGUUGAAAACUGCACUGACUGCUAUCUGAUAGCACCUGCUUGGGGCAGUUACCAGGCAAAUCGUGUCGUGUGAAGAGGAGAUAAAUGGGCAAGGCUCGCUAACGUCAGACAGUAGCAGAACUGGCAGGUGUGCAGACUGUAAGCUGACUGGGAGAGGAACCAUUUUUUAAAUGUCUACAAAGCACCUCCAGUAUUCUGAUGCUGUUAUAAUUUUAACACUAAGAGGAAAGCAGAUGCACUUACAGGACAGCAAAAGAUGGCACCUUCAAGAACUGUGUCAUGACCUAACUAUUUCUGAUGAACUCUUACAGCAGCUACAGCCUGUCUGCCUGCACAUGCGAACAGUGUGUUUACUGUCAAGAGGCUUAAGGUGAAAAGAAAUGGAAAAUCCUGAAGUGGCUGUGAGCAGCCACAGUGCUCACAAUGAUGAAAAUCUUUGCAGCUACACACGACACCUGUCAGUAUCACAGGAGGGGCUUUUGGAAGACCAGCUUAGAAGGAAGUUAAAAUUCUUCUUCAUGAACCCAUGUGAGAAAUUCUGGGCCCGGGGCAGGAAACCUUGGAAACUUGGGAUUCAGCUACUCAAAAUAGCAAUGGUUACUGUUCAGCUGGUGGUUUUUGGAUUGAGCAAUCAAAUGGUGGUUGCCUUCAAAGAAGAGAACACUGUUGCAUUCAAACAUCUCUUCUUGAAAGGAUACAUGGACAGAAUGGAUGAUACCUAUGCUGUAUAUACACAAACAGAUGUCUAUGACCAGAUAUUCUUUGCAAUAAACCAGUACUUACAGCUGCCCAACAUCUCUGUUGGAAACCAUGCUUAUGAGAAGAGGGGAGCAGAAGAAACAGCUCUGGCUGUGUGUCAGCAGUUCUACAAGCGAGGAACCAUCUGUCCUGGAAAUGACACCUUUGAUAUAGACCCAGAGAUUGUGACUGACUGCUUGUACAUUGAGCCAACGAUGCCGUUAGACAACACAACAGUGGGAAAGCACAAUUUGAAUUUCACUCUGGAUUUCCACAGACUGGUGACGGUGCAGCUCAUGUUCAAUCUGAAGGCAAUCAACCUCCAGACCGUUCGUCACCACGAGCUCCCUGACUGUUAUGAUUUCACUCUGACGAUAGUGUUUGAUAAUAAAGCACAUAGUGGAAGAAUUAAAAUAAGUCUAGACAACGACAUAGCGAUCAGGGAAUGUAAAGACUGGCAUGUUUCUGGAUCAAUACAGAAGAAUACUCAUUACAUGAUGAUCUUUGAUGCUUUUGUUAUAUUGACUUGUCUGGCCUCAUUGAUCCUUUGCACACGAUCAGUGAUUAAAGGAAUUCAUCUCCAAAGGGAAUUUGUAAGCUUUUUCCUAUAUUAUUAUAAGAAAGAAGUAUCUUUCAGUGAUCAAAUGGAAUUUGUCAACGGAUGGUACAUCCUGAUUAUGGUUAGCGAUGUCUUAACUAUUGUUGGAUCAACUCUAAAGAUGGAGAUACAAGCCAAGAGUCUGACAAGUUAUGAUGUCUGUAGCAUACUCCUAGGAACAUCCACUAUGCUUGUGUGGCUUGGAGUCAUUCGCUACCUAGGUUUCUUUCAGAAGUAUAAUCUUCUCAUCCUAACACUGCGAGCAGCAUUACCCAAUGUAAUGAGGUUCUGCUGUUGCGCUGCUAUGAUCUACCUGGGCUAUUGCUUCUGUGGAUGGAUUGUACUGGGACCAUACCAUGUGAAGUUUCGCUCUCUGAACAUGGUUUCCGAAUGCCUUUUUUCAUUGAUCAAUGGAGAUGACAUGUUUGCCACCUUUGCAAAAAUGCAGCAGAAAAGCUACUUGGUUUGGUUAUUCAGUAGGAUCUACCUCUACUCCUUCAUCAGUCUGUUCAUCUAUAUGGUGCUGAGUCUCUUCAUUGCACUCAUUACAGAUACGUAUGAAACUGUCAAGCACUACCAGCAAGAUGGCUUUCCGGAGACAGAACUUCAGAGAUUUAUAUCACAGUGCAAAGACUUACCAAACUCUGGCAGGUACAGGUUAGAGGAGGAGAGUUCUGCAUCUCUUUUCUGUUGUUGUAAUGGUUGUAGCGAACAUAUUUAAUGGAUUGUGGGAGUGUAUCAUGGAGGCUUUAAAGCGGCACACAUCGCAAGAACUGGACAGUGGAGCUGGUGGAAAAUCUUAUACCUAAAGUCUGAAUUUGCUGUUCUUGAAAAAGAGUGUAAGCCUGUGGCAGAAGCUUGUGAUAAACUUACAGUCUUUUUGAUUAGGCACUCUCACUGCUAGUUCAGGGGUUUUGGGGGUUUGUUUUUUUAUUAGCUUUGUGCUAUUUGUUUCCUCAGUUAAAUUGUGCUGGAAUGCGAAGGGCAUUAAAAAGCUGUCUGUAUUCAGAGACUUGGCUAGUUUAUGCAGGUAGACUAGAAAUGCAGUAACUAUCAACUAUAAGUAGAAAUAGUGCUGGACAACUGCAACUUUGAACACCAACCUAGCCCUCAGUACUGCAGGCGUUAUCUAGCUAUGGCUGACCUGUCACUGAAUGAAUGAAAGGUCACUCUAGAGCCCUCAGCAUUUUUUGUUUAUCUGCACUCAUGGUAAAAAUAAACUAAAACUAUGAAGUGUGGUGCCAUUUUUUUCUGGAGACAUUACAGUGAAUUGAUGCACAAGCCAGUCAAAUAUGGCUGAGAGCAGAAACUAAGUAUUUCUAUAAACAUAAGUACCACUUGAUGUAAGUGGCAGUCUCUUCUCAGAGAGGCCAGGGAUAUGCCAGGCCAGAACUGAAGUUUGAGGGGUGAGUUGAGUGGAGAAGUGUAGAUGUUCUCCUAUAUCCAGCACCGGUAGGAUCAGUUACAAUCUUCAGCUUCACAGUGUGCUGACCUUAUGUUUUUAAAGGAAAAGUCAGACAAAAGCACUUCCAAAAUAUCUAUUUUUUUAUUUGAAAUCUUCCUCUGGUACACAAGUCUGUAAACCUGAAGUCUAAACUAAGUUAAAUACACAGAAGAUAGGUCUCUGAGAGUCGUAUCUCUCCACGCUUCAGAAACUGGAUGUUUCCUACCAACCUAAUAACCUGGUACUGUCAGUGGCUGUCUGAAACAUUAGAUCUUAUAAAAGUUCAGUUUUGACAACUUAGUUUAUAUACUUUGUUGAUUGUGAUACCAUUUAAUGGAUGCCUUAUUUUCUAUAGUCUAUUCACUCUGGGAGCAGAACAGAGGACCAAAGGGAAGCAUAUUUUACAUAACUUGCAUUUGUGAGCAACAUUUCUGUAGCUGUGUGUGACAAUGUAUAACGCUGUGCACAAAGGUGGAGGACACUAAACAUGUUUUGUCUGAAUGUUUACACAUUGUAAAUGUGCUACAAUAAACAUUUACAGCUGUAGUAGCUAUUGGGUGUGUCAGUAUUUAUUUUAAGAGUAAAUAUGUUGCCAGGUUAAUAUAGGGGCUUUUUUUUUUUUUUUUUAAUAGCCAUAUGCAAUUUCUGGCAUGAAGCAGUGUGUGAAUUUGCAUUUCCUGUAGUCAAGAUAGUUCCUGCAGACCCUGGUGAGGACCUGGUCCCAGUUGAUCUUGUUUAACAGCGUUUCAAAGUUUGCCAUAGAAACAAAUAAGCAAGUAUUAAACCUUACACUAAAAAUGCUCCCGUACAUUACAUGAAGUUCAAAUUCAGCAAAGGCAAACCAAAUGCAAGGUGUAGGCAGAACAGAUUAUUCACAGUAUCUGAAAGUUUCCUGUAUUGAGGUCCUUGUCUUCCAACAGUCACCUAAGAUUGAAGACUUUUGAAGCUUUUCAAGGUGAUUCAAGGCAACCUUGCCUCAAAAAGCAAGUAUUAAGUGAACGUGUUUUCUAUUGACACAUUAAACUCGUUAUGGAUCUUUGACAACACAGUGUAUAACAUGCACAUCACUAUUGUAUAAAAGAGUUUGUGCAAGGAAUUCUGACAAGGAUGGCAAGCACUUUAAGAUCACUGAAAUGCAGAAGGCUGACUUCUUAGCAAGGCUUUUUCAUACAGAGUAAAGAGAAAGCUAAGAAUAAUUUGCUCAAAAUGCAGGUAAAUUUUGUAAACAGCUAUGGAAUACUUUGCCAAUACAGUUGUAAGGCAAGUAGUAGUCUGAUUUCAUUUAGAAACAGGGCAGAGCAUAUGCUUUGUCACUGUUAACUUAGAAAAUCAGCAACAAAUUUCAACAUUUGACAGAGCUCUAAAAUAUCAAAUUCCUACAAACUUUUAUAGAAGCAGGGAGAAAUCAUGUUAAUAGAAGCCUGCAGUAUGAGCAUAAGGUGUGGAAAGCUACAAUGGGUGACCCCAAAGCAGGAAAAGAUAUUAUAUAUAUAUUCUUUCAAUUCCUAAUAAGAGAAAUCUGCCACUGAAGACUGGUUUCUGUUGCCUGAAGGGCAAACUUUACUGUGAAGCUUGUUUUGCAAUGAAAUCCCUGUUAGAGUCUGUGUUUGUGCUUGUGCUACAGCUAAAAAGUCAAUCAGCCGAGGUAGAAAUUCAGUGAAAAACAAUGCUCUGUUACUACACAGCUUUUAAUUUAGCGCUGCUGGCAGUUGUGUGGGUUUGGGGAGGAAAGAGUUAAUGAAAGCCAACUUGCCUUCAAACAGUAAUGGGCAGGGUCAGAGUGUGAAGCCAGAGGGGAGGGCUAUCUAAAAGUAGGAGAAGAAUGUGCAAGCAAAGGAUAGGGAGGGGUGGGAGGAAAAGAAGGGACAACUGCUUAUGAAGUUAGCAGAGCAGCAAUUGCGUAUUUCUGGCCAUGGGUGCAGG
Molecule: messenger RNA, 5731 nt
Organism: Harpia harpyja (harpy eagle)
Lineage: Eukaryota; Metazoa; Chordata; Aves; Accipitriformes; Accipitridae
Gene: MCOLN3
Product: mucolipin TRP cation channel 3
Exons: 19
Coding region: 1409-3085 (558 amino acids)
Cellular component (GO): lysosomal membrane; plasma membrane
Molecular function (GO): NAADP-sensitive calcium-release channel activity
Source: RefSeq, a predicted model, not a curated record